Molecule: messenger RNA, 323 nt
Organism: Staurois parvus
Lineage: Eukaryota; Metazoa; Chordata; Amphibia; Anura; Ranidae
Source: the annotation of a GenBank genome assembly
CCAUCAGUGUCACCUGUCAGUGUCCAUCAAUGCCACCUAUCAGUGCCAUCAGUGCCACAUCAAUGUCACAUAUCAGUGCCUACCAGUGCACAUCAAUGACACAUAUCAGUGCCCAUCUGAGCUGCCUUUCAGUGCCACCUACCAGUGCCAGUCAGUGCCACCUAUCAGUGCCAUGCGCAUCAGUGCUGCCUAUCAGUGCACGUCAGUGCUGCCUAUCAGUGCCCGUCAGUGCCACCUAUCAGUGUUGCCUAACAAACAAUGCCAGUCAGUGCCACCUAACAGUGCCAGUCAGUGCUGCCUUUCAGUGCCCAUCAGUGAUGCCU